AUGAAAUUGAAUUUGGAUAUUCUCUAUGUAUCCACUCAGGCUGCUCGUAAAUCUGCACCAACCACUGGUGGAGUCAAGAAACCUCAUCGUUACCGUCCUGGAACUGUCGCACUCCGUGAAAUCCGUAAGUACCAGAAGAGCACUGAGUUGCUGAUCAGGAAGCUCCCAUUCCAGAGGCUUGUCCGUGAGAUUGCUCAAGAUUUCAAGACCGAUCUGCGUUUCCAGAGCCAUGCUGUGUUGGCUCUCCAAGAAGCUGCAGAGGCAUAUCUGGUUGGUCUCUUUGAAGACACUAACCUUUGUGCAAUCCACGCCAAGCGUGUCACCAUCAUGCCCAAGGAUAUCCAGCUCGCUCGUCGUAUCAGAGGUGAGCGUGCUUAA
Thlaspi arvense is the source of this 378-nucleotide messenger RNA. The record is from the annotation of a GenBank genome assembly. NCBI's taxonomy places the organism in Eukaryota, Viridiplantae, Streptophyta, Magnoliopsida, Brassicales, Brassicaceae.